AUGACCACGCCGCGUCUUGAACAUGACCACGCCCCGUCUUGUUGGACUAUUACUGUGACUGAACUUGACCACGCCCCGUCCUCUCGGACUAUUACUGUGACUGAACUUGACCACGCCCCGUCCUCUCGGACUAUUACUGUGACUGAACUUGACCACGCCCCGUCCUCUCGGGCUAUUACUGUGACUGAACUUGACCACGCCCCGUCCUCUCGGACUAUUACUGUGACUGAACUUGACCACGCCCCGUCCUCUCGUACUAUUACUGUGACUGAACAUGACCACGCCCCGUCCUCUCGGACUAUUACUGUGACUGAACUUGACCACGCCCCGUCCUCUCGUACUAUUACUGUGACUGAACAUGACCACGCCCUGUCCUCUCAGACUAUUACUGUGACUGAACUUGACCACGCCCCGUCCUCUCGGACUAUCACUGUGACUGAACCUGACCACGCCACUUCAUCUCGGACUAUUACUGUGACUGAACUUGACCACGCCCCGUCCUCUCGGACUAUUACUGUGACUGAACCUGACCACGCCACCUCCUCUCGGACUAUUACUGUGACUGAACUUGACCACGCCCCGUCCUCUCGGACUAUUACUGUGACUAAACUUGACCACGCCCCCUCUUCUCGGACUAUUACUGUGACUGAACUUGACCACGCCCCGUCCUCUCGGACUAUUACUGUGACUGAACUUGACCACGCCCCGUCCUCUCGGACUAUUACUGUGACUGAACCUGACCACGCCACCUCCUCUCGGACUAUUACUGUGACUGAACUUGACCACGCUCCGUCCUCUCGGACUAUUACUGUGACUAAACUUGACCACGCCCCCUCUUCUCGGACUAUUACUGUGACUGAACUUGACCACGCCCCGUCCUCUCGGACUAUUACUGUGACUGAACUUGACCACGCCCCGUCCUCUCGGACUAUGACUGUGACUGAACUUGACCACACCCCGUCUUGUUGGACUAUUACUGUGACUGAACAUGACCACGCCCCGUCCUCUCGGACUAUUACUGUGACUAAACUUGACCACGCUUCAUCCUCUCGGACUAUUACUGUGACUGAACUUGACCACGCCCCGUCCUCUCGGACUAUUACUGUGACUGAACUUGACCACGCCCCGUCCUCUCGUACUAUUACUGUGACUGAACUUGACCACGCCCCGUCCUCUCGGACUAUUACUGUGACUAAACUUGACCACGCUCCGUCCUCUCGGACUAUUACUGUGACUGAACUUGACCACGCCCCGUCCUCUCGGACUAUUACUGUAACUGAACAUGUCCACACUCGGUCAUGUUGGACUAUUAUUUAG
This is a messenger RNA of Ylistrum balloti, 1317 nucleotides long. Its product is annotated as putative proline-rich protein 21. Bases 1 to 1317 code for a protein of 438 amino acids. Lineage: Eukaryota; Metazoa; Mollusca; Bivalvia; Pectinida; Pectinidae. The record is from RefSeq and is a predicted model, not a curated record. The transcript has a single exon.